Messenger RNA from Pectinophora gossypiella (pink bollworm), 2640 nucleotides. RefSeq names its product E3 ubiquitin-protein ligase MYLIP (gene dnr1). Gene Ontology annotation, cellular component: cytoskeleton. The record is from RefSeq and is a predicted model, not a curated record. Gene Ontology annotation, molecular function: ubiquitin-protein transferase activity. Gene Ontology annotation, biological process: ubiquitin-dependent protein catabolic process. The coding region runs from base 249 to 1718 and encodes 489 amino acids. NCBI's taxonomy places the organism in Eukaryota, Metazoa, Arthropoda, Insecta, Lepidoptera, Gelechiidae. The transcript has 6 exons.
CACUGUUUUCUUUAUCAUUUCGGUGGCAAACUUAUCAUAGUAUGGCCGUCGUGAAGUAUUCACAGUUUUACUUCCACAAAGAAUACGCGAUAAACAUUGCACAGAGCGAAUUAAGAAAGACAUUUUUAAACAAAUUUUUGACGCGAGUGAGAUAAACAAUAAACAAGUGUUCGGUUGAAUUCGAAGAAAUAACCUGCGACCUUUUUCGUUUCAAAAAAUAAUUUUGAAGUACAAAAAUUUUGUCCAAGAUGUGGUUAGUUAGUCAGCCGAAUUCUGUGAUUUUGGAAGUCAAGGUGGACCCCAAUGCCAUUGGACAGGAGUGCCUCGAAAAGGUAUGCGAGAAAUUGGAGAUAGGCGCGGAGGCGGAUUACUUCGGGCUCCGUGUCUGCCCAGGGUCAGGACCCGGAAGGUGGCUUAACUUGCGGAACCCCCUCGACCCUCACCGCAUCCCCGGCGGCCGUCUGGACUUGCGAGUCAAGUUCUGGGUGCCCCCACAUCUCCUGAUCAACGAACCCACCCGCCACCAGUUCUACCUUCACGCGAAACUUGAUCUUACAGAAGGAAGACUAGUCGUCGCAGACAUAGAAGUAGCAAGAAGAAUCAUAGCUUACAUAGCGCAAGCUGAAACUGGCGACUGCGAUCCUGAUCUACCUCCAGUUAACAUCUAUGACGAAUGCGACAGAAUAGGUCCACAGGGUGAGAAACCAGAAGACCACAUCGAGAAGAUCAUUGAUUAUCACUGCGAGAUCGCUGGUAUGCGCGCGUCGCAAGCUGAGUACAGACUUUUGAAAGAAAUUUCGAAAUUGGAAUCGUUUGGAGAGGAAUUAUUCUUCUGUAAGCCAGUGACAUUGAGUAAUAACGCGCACAACUUGUAUAGCCACUUGCAAUACCAUAGACAACAGGUGGAAGAGCCUAGGGCGAGAGAUGAGCAAGAGAUCGAUGGUGGCGCCACAGUCGGCUGCUUGACGUCCGGACAGAAUGUCGGCGGCUGCGGCUGUAGGCUCAGCACGUGCGUUGGAGUGGGCCCACACGGCAUCGUGGUAUACCGGCCCGCGUGCAACGGCGAACAGGACAUUGGAGUUGAAAAACAAAGCAUCCCGUACACAGCAAUCCACCGAGCUCAGCCUCUUCGCCGUAUCUUCCAGCUGUCAUACGUCACAGGGGAAGGCCACGAGGCAACUUUGCACGUCAAAAUGGCGACUUCAGGACAAGCGGCCGCUUUAUACCGCGCAGUGACAGAGAAACAUGCGUUCUACUGCUGCGAAACCGUCAGGAGUGAUGUCACGGAGCAGUUUAUUAGGGAUUUGAAGGGCACGAUAGCGUCCAUCUUCAACGACUCGACGACGCUGGGCCGGCGCUACGUGUUCGACAUCCGCCGCACGUGCCGCGAGCUGCACGACCGCGCGCGCCGCGCCGCGCACGCGCACGCCGCCGCCGCGCACGCGCACGAGCCGCGCGCACGGAGGGGGUCGCGCGGGGGGGGCGACCACGACGAGCCCCGCUCGCGGUCUCGUAGCGGCGGCGACGCGCUGGCGUGUCGCGUGUGCAUGGACCAGCCUAUGGACACGCUGUUCCUGCCCUGCCGGCAUGUCGUCUGCUGCGAACACUGCGCGCCACGCUGUGAACGCUGCCCGCUAUGUCGCGGCGAGAUCGAGAAGCUAAUGCAUAUCUUCCUCCCGGUGGAAUACCAGAAAACUACAGGCGUCAUAGUCAAGUGAACAAUCCACGUUCAAAGGAUCGCUGAAACCGACGACAUAUCGAAAUUACAACAUUUUAAAAACAAAAUGUCAAAAAUGUGAUUCGAUUCGAAAUUCCCACGCAAUCCGCCAUGUUGGCAGAACGGAUUGUCAGUGGCUGAAUAAACAAGUGCCCAUGUCCAAGAGACGAGAAAAAGGUGGCCUUAACCGACUAUAAAAGUGUGUGUGUGAAUGUCUAGUCAGAACAAUUUGACUUACGUGUUAAAAAAGUGCAUUUUUCUAUUUUAUAUAACCAAUAUAUUCUACGUAUGUUCGAAAAUUUAAAUCCCAUUCCAAAAUUUGGAAAGAAUGUAAAGUUUAAUUGGUACUUACUUAGAUUCGUAAUAAGUUUUUUCUAAGUGUAAUGAAAUCUGAAAAAAAAAGAAUAAAAAUCAAAGUACCCUAGUUUUUACGUUAUGUUUAAGUUAUCUUCCUUCGUUUUAGAAGGCGCUUUAGUAAGUUACUUUUGUGAUAAACACUCAUAAUAUGACUUGACGGGUGGUGAGGUGAGGUAAAGCGUCUUCUUUUUUUUAUUGAUUUGUAAACAUGAGCAUUGCCUUUAAAAAACGGGCGUGGAACAUAAAAAAAAACAUCAAAAAAAACUUCGUAAAAUCUAUUAAGUAGGUAUGUUAUUGACAAAUUGAUAUUUCUUUAUAAGCACGAAAGAAUAAAAAAUGACUAUGCCAUGUUAUUAAACAUCUUUAUAAGUUUAAACCCGCAUUUUCUUAAUAUUGCCUUUAUCUUAAUUAAUUACUGUGUUGGAAAUUUAUUUCCUUGUUCAACAUAAUGUUAACAGUUUAAUUAUUUAAGUUUAAAGUAAGACCUGUGGUCUAUAAGUUAUUAAUUAUUAACAAAGAAGAAAGAAAAAAUAUUGAAAAUGAGAAAUAUAAAAGAUAUCAACUUA